CUCCUCCUUCGCUCACACAGUUGAGCUUCUCCGUCGUUUCAGGACGCAAAGGGGGGAAAAAUCGAGUUCAUUUCUCUACAAUCGAGGAUUAGGGUUUCGGAUUCUCCGUCCCGUCAAGGCUUCGAAGAGGAAUUGAUUGCAUUAAGAGAAGAGUAAAGAUGAGCUUGACACAGGCUAAUUGUUUUCGACCAUCCUACAGUCCUGCAAGGAUAACAAGACCAAAUUGCAUCUCCAGUGUACCUAUUAGAUCGUCAGCAGGCGUUGAUCACUGCCCGCGUACCACAUUUACCCUCCGUGCUACUGCUUCAGUUUCUACUCAGUUUUCGCCUCUUCUUAACCAUCGCCGUCGUUCACCUACUGGGAAAUCGAAGACAAGUCCUGCUGUGUGCUUAUUUGGUGGCAAGGAUAAACCCGAUGGUAGUGACGAGAUAUCACCAUGGAAAGCAAUAGAGAAAGCUAUGGGGAAGAAAUCGGUUGAAGACAUGUUGCGGGAGCAGAUACAGAAGAAAGAUUUUUAUGAUACAGACAGUGGCGGCAACAUUCCUCCACGUGGAGGAGGCAGUGGUGGCGGUGGUGGGAAUGGUGAGGAGCGUCCCGAAGGAUCAGGAGGAGAAGACGGUGGUCUUGCUGGGAUUGCAGAUGAAACCCUGCAAGUGGUUUUAGGGACCCUAGGCUUCAUCUUUUUGUACACCUACAUUAUCACUGGAGAGGAAUUGGUCAAGCUUGCAAGAGACUACAUUAGGUUUCUUACAGGAAAAUCUAAGACUGUUCGAUUGACUCGAGCCAUGGAUGGUUGGAAUGAAUUCUUUGAGAAGAUGUCAAGGCAAAGAGUGUAUGAUGAGUAUUGGCUAGAAAAGGCGAUCAUCAACACGCCAACCUGGUAUGACAGCCCCGAGAAGUACAGACGUAUUCUCAGCGCUUAUGUGGACUCAAAUUCUAAUGAAGAUUAUGUUGACGCAAAUUCUGAUGAUUAGUUAGUGGCAAUUCCGUCUUUGGUACACAACGGUGUGGAGUAUCUUACUAGCUUAGGAACAGGAAGAGUUUCAUAAUAACAAUUAAGAGUUUUCUUAGUUUUUCAGCUUCUGUUCGAAAUUAAGAAUCAGUUUCUGCAAUUUGAUCCAUGUUCGUGCAUUUGUAUGGAAUUGGUAUUAUACAUGAUCAUCA
Molecule: messenger RNA, 1164 nt
Organism: Capsella rubella
Lineage: Eukaryota; Viridiplantae; Streptophyta; Magnoliopsida; Brassicales; Brassicaceae
Exons: 4
Coding region: 159-974 (271 amino acids)
Cellular component (GO): chloroplast
Source: RefSeq, a predicted model, not a curated record